AUGAGGAGGAAGGCCCUCGUCCUCGUCCUUGUAGGACUGGCACUGACCAUUACCAUGCUCUCCCUCCACGAGGUGCGACGAGCCCGAAGAGGAAGUUUGCUUCGCUUCGAUGUAAUGGCGAGGGCAGCGAGAGUUUCUUCUGCGGCGCCGGAAAACGCUCCGACGGCGGGAGACUGGUACGAGAAAACUCUGCUGUCUGCGCUGAACCGCGGAGCGAAAAUCGCAGGAAACGACACCCGACUGGUGACCCACCUGCGACAACGCAUCCUCCGCCGCUCCAACCCACACGGCCACCCCUAUCCCUUCGACAGCGGACCCAAGGGGGAACAUUUUACCCAGUCUGAAGAGGAGUCCCAGUUGCUCCAGGAUUUGUUUUCUAACAUAAUAGAAGAAAAUUUCUGA
Darwinula stevensoni is the source of this 402-nucleotide messenger RNA. The record is from the annotation of a GenBank genome assembly. NCBI's taxonomy places the organism in Eukaryota, Metazoa, Arthropoda, Ostracoda, Podocopida, Darwinulidae.